Molecule: messenger RNA, 1017 nt
Organism: Closterium sp. NIES-65
Lineage: Eukaryota; Viridiplantae; Streptophyta; Zygnematophyceae; Desmidiales; Closteriaceae
Source: the annotation of a GenBank genome assembly
AUGCCCGGCAAGCACACUAGCGCAAGGAUCAUCGAGGUGCUGCUCGAUGUGGUGAAGGAGUGGAACUUGGAGAAGCGGUGCAUUGCUGUGACAUCCGACAACGCGUCGGCCAAUGUCGCAGCGAUGGAGUUCCUUUGCUGUGGGGGGCCAACCGACCGUCAGCCGCCCUUGUUCUUCUCCGAGAUGCACGUCAGGUGCAUGGGCCACAUUUGCAACCUAGCAAUCCUGCUAGGGCUGAAGACAGUGCUCGAUAUCAAGGAGCCGCUAGGGAUCGUUAGAGACCUAGCGUCCUUCAUUGGGUUAUCGCCCAAGAGGACAACCCUGUUCGAGAAGAUCCAGAAGCGUGCUGAUGAGAAGGCGAGGAUAUUGCGUCUUCGCGGGGACAAUGAGGUGCGGUGGGGCUCGACCUACCUCAUGCUCGAGCGGGUCAUGAAGGACUGCAUCACUAAGGCAGAGGAGAAGCUGAUGGAGUACUACUCGGGCAGCAGUGAUGAGCUUUGGGUUGCCACCUUUCUUGACCCAAGCUUCAAGAUCGGGUACUUCGAGAUGGAUGGUGAGGGGGGAGAGGAGAGUGAGAGGCCGGGGGGGGUACAGCAUGUUGCAGCGGAAAGGGUGUUCGCCUUGGUACGGGCGAAGUUGGUACCGUACAAGGCAAAGGCGGUGGCGGCCAGGGAGAAACGGGAGAGGGCAGAGGGGGCUGGUCGUGGUGCACGUGGAAGGGGAGGGGGGAAUUCAUCAGGAGGGAGCUCCUCUGGCCAGGGGGAUGGAGCUGGCAGAAAGGGGGGUGCUGCAGGCGGCCGCCCAACCAUCGAUUCAUUCGGUGGUGUAGACGGGGAUAGACGGAGCUUGAGGGCAAGAUUAGAGGAGUACUGUAGCCGCCAGGAGGAGUCCGUCAGGGACGAGUCCUGGGUGGACAUGAACACAGGGUGCAAGUUGGGGAAGGCGGCGGCGAAACUGCUAGAGUUGGCGGAGGCGGAUGCCGUAGGGGUGGAGAUGGAUGAAGAACAGCCGAAGUGA